This is a messenger RNA of Pelecanus crispus (Dalmatian pelican), 788 nucleotides long. The record is from RefSeq and is a predicted model, not a curated record. NCBI's taxonomy places the organism in Eukaryota, Metazoa, Chordata, Aves, Pelecaniformes, Pelecanidae.
CCACCAAAGUUCUUGGCACAGUCAAGUGGUUCAAUGUCAGAAAUGGAUAUGGCUUUAUCAACAGAAAUGAUACCAAAGAAGAUGUGUUUGUUCAUCAGACGGCAAUAAAGAAAAACAACCCACGGAAAUAUCUGCGCAGUGUUGGUGAUGGAGAGACUGUAGAAUUUGAUGUGGUCGAGGGAGAGAAGGGUGCAGAAGCAGCUAAUGUCACUGGUCCAGAUGGAGUCCCUGUAGAAGGCAGCCGCUACGCUGCAGACCGGCGCCGCUAUCGACGUGGCUAUUUUGGCCGACGCCGUGGACCACCUCGAAGUGGUGGUGAGGGAGAAAUCAAGGAUGGGGUCACAGAAGGAGGACAACUUCAACAAGUUCACAGGAAUCCUACCUAUCGUCCCCGCUAUCGCAGAGGGCCCCCGCGUCCACGCCCUGCCCCAGUGGCUGGAGAGGCUGAAAACAAAGAGAACCAUCAUGAGGCCAAUGCUAUGAGUCAGCAGCCACUUCGCCGUGGGUAUAGGCGCCCAUACAACUACCGGCGUCGACCUCGUCCACCCAAUGCUCCAGCUCAGGAUGGAAAAGAGACAAAGGUGACUGAAACACCUGCUGAAAAUCCUGCUCCAGUGACUGAGCAGAGUGGUGCUGAGUAAUGUCCGGCUCCCCAGGCACCUUUACCAUCCCUCAGGUGUCCUGAAAUACAACUCAAGAAUAACACCAAAGAAACACUCAAGCAAUAAAUUGUCAACAGCGAUGAUGAAAGCAAAGAUUUGAAACAUGGGAACUUAAAAGAAAAAAAA